Molecule: messenger RNA, 3322 nt
Organism: Tympanuchus pallidicinctus (lesser prairie-chicken)
Lineage: Eukaryota; Metazoa; Chordata; Aves; Galliformes; Phasianidae
Product: carnosine N-methyltransferase 2
Exons: 8
Coding region: 1393-2319 (308 amino acids)
Molecular function (GO): N-methyltransferase activity
Source: RefSeq, a predicted model, not a curated record
GGGAGGCUUUGUGAAGAGAGACCUCCUGUGUUUGCACGUGAUGGAAAGAAAGAGAUCCUGGGCUCGUGUUUCAGGGCUUCAUUCAGCCUUCAGGGAUGCAGGAGAGGGACUCCUUGUGCCUCUAUAUCUGCUGCUGCCAGGGGGAGCCUUUGGCUGUCAUGCUCAGUGCUCCCAAAAGGUAUCCACCUUCCCAACAAUUAGUGCUAAUCAGUCUUAGGAACCCUGCCUGCAGAGAAAUGCUGAAAACCUCUGUAGGAGAGUUAAUUUGGCAUCCUCCCUCCUGGUGAAUGCUUGUACUGAACAGUCCGUCCAGGCCUCCUGGCAGGUCUUCUAUGGUGGCUGGAAACAUUUGACCUGUUAGAAAUGGAGUAUGCAUCCCCAGACUAUCCCUGGAAAAAUCAUGCCAUCUCUCAGUAUUAUGGUGGGAGAUUUAGCCUGAAAAUCACCUUGCUUGGUUCAGCCAGCUGAGAGGACAAAAUAGUCCUCUGUUUCGACAGGCAGAUAUGGAAGAGGUCAGAAGGUUGAGUGGAAAUUUGAAGAACUGGCCUGCAGCCAAGCUGGAGCUUAUGGAAGGGGGCUAAGUUCAGGCUCAUUACUGCAGAACUUCUGUAAGGCCUUUUAUAAGGGAUCUGAGGUCGAGAUGACAGAACUGAGACCUUUGAUCUACCUUGUGGGAGCCUGAAUAGCUCUUUCUACAGGGUUUUUAUAAUGAACUCAAAUGAAAUGGGAAGUUCUUACAGAAGCCUGGCAGCACCCCAGUGUCUCCAAGUAUUUCUGGGACACCUUAGUCUUUUUUCAUUCACGGUAUUUGCACACAUGGCCAUUUCCAUGCUACCUACUAAAAGUCUUUGUAUGCUCAUGUCUCAAAGCCACCAUUACAAGUCUCUCAUUUUUCUUUUCCACCUCCUGGCUUAUUUCUUAUUUGCACAAGAGCUUUUCCAUUACCGGGGGCAGUUUAGGGCUGCUUACUGCUUUUGCAUUUCAUAAUGGCAAGGCUAGGGGAGCAGCAAUGUGGCUAAACCAAGGUUAUAUGGGAAUAUCACUCCUAUGUCUUGCUGUUCAUCUCCACAUUGAAAUGCAGUUAUGCAGAAGAUAACUAUUUCCUUUUUGUAGGUAGCCUCACCCUAAAACUUUCUUUGCAGAAAUGAGGUCCUUGCUUCAGUUUCAUUUCAUACUUUCCUUUUGCACAUCUCUUCCAUAGAUGUGGCACAUUGUCAAAGGAAAAUGGAGAGGUGACUUCAUUGCUGGAAAUCUUCACAUACUAAAAAAAACCCUAAACUAAGAAUGAAAAUGUUUGCCUGAUUGAAAAUAGUAAUGGUCCAAUGACUCCUUUGCUUUUUGUCCCUUGAGUCCUAUGGAUUCUACCAAUCACCCAGGAAUAGGUUACCCAGCAUGAACUUUGAAGCAGAGAUUCUGGCAGAUCCACACGAUAAUUCAGAGCUGUAUGUCAUCCCUUCCAUGAGAAGUCUCACGGCUGAGGAGUAUGUAGAGGCCUUUCAGUCAUUUUUGGAUCACUCAACAGAGCACCAGUGCAUGGAUGAGUUCAACAAGGAAGUGAUGCCUCACAUCAUGGCUGGUCUCGGCAAUGGAAAAUCGACUAUAAACAUUCUGGGAGUGGGGAGCGGCACAGGUGAACAGGAUCUAAAAAUGAUCCAGAUCCUGCAGGCUGCACACCCAGGGGUCCUUAUUAACAACGAAAUCAUAGAGCCCAACCCACAGCACGUGGCUGCCUACAAAGAGCUGGUUAAUCGAGCCCCAGAUCUGCAGGGGGUCUCUUUUACUUGGCACCAGCUCACUUCCUCAGAGUAUGAACAACAGGUGAAAGAGAAAAACACACACAAGAAGUUUGACUUCAUCCAUAUGAUUCAGAUGCUGUACCGUGUGGAAGAUAUUCCUAACACCAUCAAGUUUUUCCACAGCUGCCUCAACCAUCAGGGUAAACUCCUGAUCAUAAUUCUGUCAGACAGCAGCGGUUGGGCCAGCUUAUGGAAGAAGUACAGGCACUGCUUGCCUUCAACUGACAGCGGCCACUACAUCACCUCCGACAGCAUCACGGCAGUUCUGAGGAAGCUCAGCAUCAAGUACCACGUUUAUGAGUUCCCAUCGGGUUGGGACAUCACUGAGUGCUUCAUUGAGGGGGACCCAGCUGGAGGCCAUAUGAUGGAUUUCCUGACAGGGACAAAAAAUUUCCUGGGCACAGCACCAGCAGCUCUGCGGAGCCGCCUGCAGGAAGCUCUCUGCCAGCCCGAAUGCAGCAGCAGGAAGGAUGGGAGAGUCAUUUUCUGCAACAAUCUCAGUAUGAUUGUAGUGGAAUCCUAGAGCCUGGACCAACUUGCAGAGGUGACGUAGGGCAAUGCAAUUGUCCAAACGGCAAAGCAGAGAUAGGCAGGCAGUAGAGCAGGGUUCAUCCAUCCCAGUCUGGGAGGAUGGAGCGGCCUGUGAUGUCAAGGAUGAACUUUUUGUUCUGCUGAGCUCAAGAGUUCACCCUGGAUUGUUCAGUAUCAGCAGAAUUUGUUUCAGAAUGUAAAAAGCUGUAUUAUACUACAAGCCUGCAUGGAAAGUAUUUUAUUAUAGAAUUGCAGAAUUGUUUGAGUUGGAAGGGACUUUUAAAGGUCAUCUAGUCCUAGUUCCCUGCAAUGAACAGGGACGUGCACAGAUAGAUCAGUUGCUCAGAGCCCUUGAAUUGAUCUUGAAUUUCUUCAGGGAUGGGGCUUCCACCAUGUCUCUGGGCAACCUGUGCCAGUGCUUCACAACCUAUAUUGUAGAAAUCUUUUUCUUAUAUCUCAUCUAAAUCUCCCCUCUUUUAGUUCGAAACCAUUUCCCUUUUUCCUAUUAUAACAGAGCAGAGCUGCUAAAGAGGCUGACCCCUUCUUUCUCAAUGAUCCCUUUUAAAUACUGAAAGUCCACUCUCAGCUCUCCCUGGAACCUUCUCCAGGCUGAACACCCCCAGCUCUCAGCCUGUCCACAUAGGACAUCCUUUGGAUCAUUUUUUGUGGUCCUCCUCUGAAUGCACUCUGAAAAGUCCAUGUCUCUCCUGUACUGAGGACUCCACAUCUGGACACAGUACUCCAGGUGAGGUCUCAUCAGCACAGAGUAAAGGGGCAGGAUUGCCCUCUUCUCCCUGCUGCCCAUGCUUCUUUUGAUGCAGCCCGGGAUACAGUUAGCUUUCUAGGCUGAGGGCAAUUGCUGGCUCAUGUCUGGCUUAGCAACCACCAGUACCCUCAGGUUCUUUUCCGCAGGGCUGUGCUUUUUCCUAUCAUACCCCAGCUUUUAUUGAUAGUGAAGGUUGCCACUUUCCAGGUUCCUGACCUUGCACUGGGCU